Messenger RNA from Gekko japonicus, 1558 nucleotides. RefSeq names its product Epstein-Barr virus induced 3 (gene EBI3). Gene Ontology annotation, molecular function: cytokine receptor activity; protein binding. Bases 1 to 1242 code for a protein of 413 amino acids. The record is from RefSeq and is a predicted model, not a curated record. Gene Ontology annotation, cellular component: membrane; external side of plasma membrane. The transcript is spliced from 7 exons. Gene Ontology annotation, biological process: cytokine-mediated signaling pathway; immunoglobulin mediated immune response. Lineage: Eukaryota; Metazoa; Chordata; Lepidosauria; Squamata; Gekkonidae.
AUGAAGGACUUCCUCUCGCCUGCAUCGGAAAUCGAGGCGAGGGCAGCGGGGAUCCAGGAAGGGGCGUUUUCUGGCAGCGCCUCUGGCGGUCGAUCCCGAGGCCCGCGGCCGGGGCAGGUCGGGGGAGAGGGCGGAAACCCGCCCUUCUGCUGGGAAAAGGCUGCCCGGGGCUCCCGGAGCCGCCAGUGCAGAGAGGCUGGCAGGCAGCCCCCGAAUGACGCGGAGUCGCCGGACCUCCUCCGGGCUCGGAUUCCUUCAGAGGGAAUUCUCAGCUAUGUGACAUCUCUCUCCCUGGCAAUGGACAUCCUGUGGAUCCUGACGCUUACCCUUCUCCUGCCAACUUGUUCUGCUUCAUACAAAGACCCCACCUGGCUCCAAAAGGAGGAAGAUCUCGUAGUCCAGCAAUACGCCACUCUAGAACUUGCCGAAGUGCUCUUGAAGUGCCCUGCCCCCGGAGGUGUAUCCACAGUGGAAUGGCGAGCGAACCACACAGCAGGGCCCAUUUGGAAAGCGUCAGUGCGAGAAGAUGGCAGCCUGGCCCUGCGGAAUGUCAGCCUGGCUCAGGAGGCAGAAUACAGCUGCCACGAUCCCACGACAGGACGGGCGCUGCACAGAGUCUACCUGAACCUGGGCUAUCCCCCCGAGAAACCUUCUAUCCAGUGCUUUGCCACCAGCUACGCCAGUCCUAUCAACUGCACCUGGAAACUGGAAACAGAGACUCACUUGGACACGUCGUUCGUCACCACGUAUCGGCACGGCAUGGACGGAGAGGAGCACGAGUGCGUGCGAGCAAGUUCGGGAGCCGACAGCUGCUCCAUUGCUGAUGUGCAGCUGUUCUCCGUCGUCCCCUACGUGCUGAACGUGACCGCAGUGAACCCCCUGGGGACCAGCACCAGCCUCUUCCCCUUCCUCAUGAACCAGAUCAUCAAGCCGGAUCCUCCGGAAGACUUGAAGGUUUCCACGAUCCCAAGAGAGAGUCGGAAGCUGCGUUUGGACUGGAAGCCUCCCAGUUCCUGGCUGUUUCUCGAGUACUUCCCCCUCAAGUAUGUGAUCCGUUACUCGAGGAAUGGGACCAACAGCAGCAAAAUGACCAGGCCUUCGGAGCAAACUUCUUUCGUUUUGACUGGGAUCCGUCCAGGAGCCACGUACCACGUCCAGGUGGCCACUAAAGACUACCUCGAUAAUGGCGAAUACAGUGCCUGGAGUCCCCCAGCAUCUGGAACAGCCUGGAUGCCAGAGUGAUGGGCGCUGAGGGCACCUCCCAUCUCAGGGCUCCUGUGUCUGUCCAUUCCCCCCUGCACAGGCACAGCCAAGGCCGCUGUCUGUGAUUUUGUCUGUGCGGGAACCACAGGAAGGUUGACCUGAGAAAAUCCGUCCAGUUUUCUUCCCUUCUCUCUGUCCAACAAGUUUCUAGACUCUCUGGUCCCGGAGCUACAUGUUUCUAAACGGGCAAGCAGUGUUCAGCAUUCAGGGGCAAGUGCCACGUGUGGAACUGAUAGAUACAGCAGCAUCGGCCACCAAAGUGUGCCAUCUUUUACAGACAGCAAUAAAAUUGCUU